AUGGAAGAAGCAACACACUCUAUUGUCCGUACUCUGCCGCCCGUGAAUGGCUCCUCAGCUUCCAGAUCUCUCAAGGAACGAUUCGUCGGUGAUCUCCAAGGGACAUCAAAGGCUUCCACUCUGAGAUUCGAAGUCGAACGAGAAAAGGACUUUCCUGAUGCUGAUGGGCGCUAUUCUCAUGGUGUCGUCGACCUGAAGAGAUUCAAGAGCUUGUCCUAUAAAGCCAUUGAUGCUGCUGGAUCCAUGCCAACACGAACUCGCGAUGACGACUCCAAAACUGUCAAGGAUCAGACCAGCACUCGAGAACGUAACGAAAUCAGACAUAAACGACGCCAUUCUCAUGAAACUGUCGCUGUUUCUGUCAGGCAGCUCUUUCAGAUCGAUGUACAAGCUACUGCAGCGAAUUUGCUCAAACAAGAAGAUACAGACGACAAUGAACAAAUCACUGUGGAAGAUGGUGGCCCCAAAGUGUUUUGCCUUGCUACUGAAAACUCGAAUGGCUUCCGGCAAGUCCCUAUUCGUGGCGCCUAUCAACUAGCAAACUUGUUGCAAGAACUUGCUAUUGCUCAAGAACAUAAUCGGAAAUAUAUAUCCCUAUCUCAAGAACGACUCAAUGAACCACCAGUCACCCGAUUGGCGAGACGUAUCGGAGAGAACUUUUGGGAUUCAUUGACUAGACGUAUUGAUGAACAAGGUCUGCUAGUCAUUGGAAGUGAUCCAAAAGACAGAGCUACCAAUCCCAUUCCUCGUAUAUAUGUCCCUUAUGAAGACGAAUUCGCUCUACAAUACUAUCAAAAAGUAGCGGAGAAGUACUCGAAACGUGAUCCACCGAUACCUUUAGAAGUCAUCAAGCUGCCUCAAGAUAUCACACCUGAAUAUGUCAUGACUUUAAAUGAUACACCGGGCCUCCUGUCGCUGGCUUUACGAGUCACUGAUAGAGGUACAGACAAGGAAGUGGUCAAGGGAACACCUUACGUGGUACCUGGCGGUCGAUUCAAUGAAAUGUAUGGUUGGGAUUCGUAUUUCGAAGCACUGGGGUUGUUGGUCGAUGAACGGCCUAAGCUUGCUGCCUCCAUGGUGGAAAAUUUUUGUUAUGAGAUUGAACACUAUGGAAAGAUCCUGAAUGCUAAUCGAACAUAUUACCUGACUCGCUCUCAACCUCCCUUUUUAACCGAUAUGGCUAUACAAACCCUCAAAGUCCUUCAACAAUUCCAUGGUAACGAAUACGAUGCAGCACGUAGUAAACGGUGGCUGGGCCAAGCAUUACGUGCUUCAGUCAAGGAAUUGUUUUCUGUAUGGCUAGCAGCUCCACGACUGGAUAGAAACGUAGGUCUUUGUAAAUACCAUCCUUCUGGUAAAGGUGUACCUCCAGAAACAGAAGCCACUCACUUCGAUCAUAUACUACAACCUUACGCCAAACGAUACAACCUCAGUGUCGAAGAGUAUAUAGAAAAGUACAACUCUGGUGAAAUCCAUCAACCUGAAUUAGACGAAUACUUGCUUCAUGAUCGAGCCGUUAGAGAGAGUGGUCAUGAUACAACAUAUAGAUUUGAAAAGAUUUGUGCACACCUUGCUACUGUCGACUUGAAUAGCUUGACCUACAAGUAUAUGAUUGACUUGUCGAAAUCUAUAAAGUCGUUAUAUGAUGGGUGGUUUACGGUCUCGGUCCGUCGUGGCAAAGAUGAUGUGCACUGGAAGCAAUUUAACUCAUGGCUAGAAACUGUGAAAAAGUAUGGUGUUGAGGACUCUAUUGGUAAACCAGCUACAUUGAGUAAAGAUGGAUCCGUCACAUAUGAUUCUUGGACUGGUCCAGGUGGUGAAUGGGAUUCUUCAUGGGGUGCGGGCAUCAUCGUGAUUGAUGACCACGCCGCCACUACUCCAGUAUCAGCAAACGGAUUUAGUGCACCGAUGGUAGACGAAUCAGAUCCCACCACCUUUAUAACAUACACUAUACCCGAACACGAUGACUCGAAAACAUUCACGGUAUCCAUCAACCAUCGUCUCUUUGACGCUCUAGCCAAACGGACUCGAGACUUGAUAAACCUCUACUUGUGGAAUGAAGAAGCUGGUCUCUACUUUGAUUUCGAUUGUAGUCGUGCCAACAGAACCACGUACGAAUCCGUGACAACCCUAUGGCCAAUGUGGGCAUCCUUAUCCAAUCCAGCACAAGUAGAUCGCAUGCUGCCUAUCGCACUUUCUAAAUUCGAAGUAGCAGGAGGUCUUGUUGCAGGCACAGAAUCAUCUCGAGGUCCUAUCUCACUAGACAGACCAAAUCGACAAUGGGAUUACCCAUUCGGAUGGGCACCUCAUCAAAUGCUGGCAUGGAAGGGUCUCGCACAAUAUGGCUAUCGAGAUGUUGCUGAACGAUUGGCGUAUCGAUGGAUGUAUACUGUUAUGCGUGCUUUUGUAGAUUUCAAUGGUGUUGUGGUUGAAAAGCUUGAUGUUGUUGGAAUGACACAUCGAGUUGCUGCCGAGUAUGGGAAUGUCGGGGCUGAUUUUAAAAGGGUUGUUAAAGAAGGCUUUGGAUGGAUGAAUGCUAGUGUCAAAGUUGCUCUACACGAAUACGUACCUAGGUCUCUAUAUAUUCGUAAUCUCAACCACUUGGUCCCUCCCGAAAGGGUUUUCUUCAAAGUCGAAGGCGAUGGUCACAUUGUUGUCGCUCGUGAUCAACGGUCUCACGAGGAAGAAGAAGACAUCAAAGGACAACCUAUCUCGCCUUCAUCAUCACCCGAGCCUGUAUUCGAAGAUCCAUCUACUGGUGACAUCUUCGGGUCAGUAGAAGACAGCAGUCCACUACGCGGCAUGAUGUCACAUCCAUCAACUGGAGGUCCACCAUCACCAAUUGAAGUCAAAGCAUCGUAA
This is a messenger RNA of Synchytrium microbalum, 2862 nucleotides long. Its product is annotated as alpha,alpha-trehalase. Bases 1 to 2862 code for a protein of 953 amino acids. NCBI's taxonomy places the organism in Eukaryota, Fungi, Chytridiomycota, Chytridiomycetes, Synchytriales, Synchytriaceae. Gene Ontology annotation, molecular function: calcium ion binding; alpha,alpha-trehalase activity. Gene Ontology annotation, biological process: trehalose catabolic process. Gene Ontology annotation, cellular component: cytoplasm. The record is from RefSeq and is a predicted model, not a curated record. The transcript is spliced from 6 exons.